Messenger RNA from Sodiomyces alkalinus F11, 3035 nucleotides. RefSeq lists its product as hypothetical. The record is from RefSeq and is a predicted model, not a curated record. The transcript is spliced from 2 exons. Gene Ontology annotation, molecular function: calcium channel activity; calcium ion binding. Gene Ontology annotation, cellular component: membrane. Gene Ontology annotation, biological process: calcium ion transmembrane transport; intracellular calcium ion homeostasis. Bases 145 to 2829 code for a protein of 894 amino acids. Lineage: Eukaryota; Fungi; Ascomycota; Sordariomycetes; Glomerellales; Plectosphaerellaceae.
UGACUCUUGAAUCCUCCACAUCACCUCGAUGCAUCCUCCUUCGGCCUAACCCUAGAAUCUCCAGCCCUCUUCCCCCCCUUUCGAACUUCUCCCGAACGGUGGGCCUUUUCACCUCCUUACUUCAACACGCCGUGGCAGAGAACGAUGGUGGUUGCGUCCAACGAUGCCAAUAACCCUGGGUCUGGGUCGCCCGACGGGCUUCUCGACGAGAAGCGCUCCUCCCAUACCGCUGAUACUCUCCAAGACGCUACUCAGCCCCCCGCUGCCAAUGACCUCCAGGAUUCGAGUAACGAGAAGCGCCCCCGACGCAACACCAACACUGACAAUGUCACUAUCCCGGAUAGCAAUUACCUCAUGCCUCCCGCGGAGGAUGCCCUCAGGUCUCCUGGCAGCUCCCGUAUCGAGACCCACCGCUUGAACGACGACCUCGAAUUGUUGCGUGCUGAGCAGAUCGUCUCGGAGAAUGAGCUGUCCCACUCGCGGAGUAAGAGACACGAGCAAAAUGACCUGGAGGACAUCUUCGCCACCGGGGCCGUUGUUCCGACAGACGAGGAAGAGGAACGCCCGCGUCCUGAAAAGAAGGCCGGCCUCGUCGGAUACUUCUUCCGCCGUUGGUUAAAGAAGCUCCCCCGGAGUUUCCGCUACUUCCUCUACCUCUUGCCCGGCGCCGCUCUCUUUCUCAUCCCUAUCCUCAUGGGCCACUACUUCGAUAAUGCCCCGCUGGUUGGUGGCAGGGAUGGUGUGGCCCUCAUGUGGUUCGGCAUCUGGCUGAUGGUCGUCUGGUGCACCCUCUGGGGUUCUCGCAUGCUCACGAGCUUGAUGCCCUCCGCGUUUGGCGCCUUUGCAACUUUGUUCGGUUCCACGAAUCAUAAGAAGUGGAAAGACGUCGGUCGGAACCUCGAGUUGCAUACCGGCCUCUUCAUCUGGUUGCUCAUCGUGCUCGUCACGUUUCAACCCAUCAACAACAUUGGCCGUAGGGACCCGGACAUCUUCGUGCAGUGGAUGGACAUCGUUAAUAAGGUCAUCAUUGCCCUGUUCGUCCUGGCCACCCUAAACUUCGCCGAGAAGAUCGGCAUCCAGCGGAUUGCCACCACCUUCCACCAGCGCACCUACGCCCAGCGCAUUGAGAUGAACAAGAGUAACAUCAACCACCUUGUUCACCUCUACGCCUACGCCAGGGAACGCAUCGCCCACGAAGAUCCCAUCUGGGACACCACCGACAACGCCAUCGACCCCGCCCAAACCCGCACCCCCAGGGCUGCCCUCCAAGCCGUCCGUCAGGUCUUCAACAAGGCCGGCCUCGUCGCGAACCGCGUCGGCAACGACUUCAUCGGCCGCAAGACCACCUUUAACCACGACAAGAACAUCGUCACCGAACUUCUCCGCACCACCUCCUCGUCUCACACCCUCGCUCGCCUCAUCUUCCGCUCCCUCGCGAACGCCGACCACGACACCAUCUACCCGGACGACUUGGCAGCCGCCUUCGCCACCGUCGAAGAGGCCGAACAUGCCUUUAGCAUUUUCGACAAGGACUACAACGGCGACAUCAGCAUGGAGGAGAUGGAGAUUGUCGUCAACGAAAUCCAUCUCGAGCGCAAGGCCAUCGCCGCCUCGCUCAAGGACCUCGACUCGGUCAUCAAGAAGCUCGAUAAGGUCUUUCUUUUUAUCAUUUUUAUCGUCGCCAUCAUCGUCUUCAUCGCCAUCCUCUCCGGCUCGGCCGCCGCCGGCCUCGCCUCCGCCGGUUCCGCCGUUCUCGGUCUCGCCUGGGUGUUGCAGGCCACCGCCCAGGAGUUCCUGCAGUCCAUCAUCUUCGUCUUCGUCAAGCACCCCUUCGACGUCGGCGAUCGUGUCACCAUCUACGGUAGCACUGGUGUCGGGCUCCAGGGGGACGACUACUACGUCACCGAGAUCUCUCUCCUCUAUACCGAGUUCAAGAAGAUGGAGGGCCACAUCGUCCAGGCCCCGAACUCGGUCCUCAACAACCUCUUCAUCCUCAACCAGCGCCGCUCGGCCGGGCUGGCCGACGUCGUCGAGCUGAACCUCGGCUUCGCCACCCCUCCCGAGAGCAUCGAGAUGCUCAAGGACCGCAUGCUCCAGUACUGUCUCGCCAACAAGCGCGACUACCAGCACCGCGUCCUCACCGAAGUCCGCACCCUCAACAACGUCCAGUCCUUCACCAUGAACUUCAUCUUCUUCCACAAGUCGAAUUACCAAAACGAGCUCCUGCGCUUGACCAGGCACAACAAGUUCGUCGCUCAGCUCAUGGCCGAGAUUCGCGCUCUCGGCAUGCAGGGACCGUGGCAGGUCCAACCCGGUGGCUCGCGGGAUUACCCUGUCCACUGGGCUUCCGCGAUGCCGCCUCCGUCUUACGACGCCUCUGGUCGAACGGACGGCAACUACCCCGCCCCCGCCCCGGCCCCGGCCCCGGCCCCGGUCCCUGCCCCUGCCGCGCCGGCGACGGCGCCUCUGCGCUCGGGUAGCACCGGCAUCCCACCCGGCUCGAGACCACCCAACAACAACGAGCCAGCGGCGCGCCAAAUUCCCGUCAUCGACGCGAACAUCUCCGACUUCCAGGACGUCUUCGAAAGCCGCAAGCCGGAUCGCACGCCGCAACUAUCUCGCCUGCAAAGCAUUCGGGAACACACAAGGAUGGGGCACAUCGGUCGUACCAGCGGAGAGUCUAGUAGUCUCAGGCAAACGGAUAGCCGAGCCGCUGCCACCGGAGCGUCGGCCCAUCGCCCAAGUACCGACUCGGCAUCUCACCGCCGUCCCAUGUUCGGUGGAAGGCCUCGCAGCCAAAGUCAGGCCAGGCCAGGGGAUUUUGUGUGAGAUGCGAGGGGACGGCAAAAGGGACGGCAAAAGGAAGAAGGUGACGGGUUAAUCGAGCAAAACGGGUCAGGACCGUCAGGAAUGUUGACUCGUCCGAGCGGGAAAUGGAGAGCAAGUGAGAGCAAUUCGCUCUGUCGUGCCUCGGUUGGAUACCUGAAACCUCACCAGUCAAGACCAAGUCGGUCAAAGUCACCGCGCCACAACAG